AUGCAACCCCUCAUUCACUGCAGAAGUAACUUGGAUAUUCAGGUGGUAAAAGGAACCUUGGAGACUCCAGUUGUUGAAGAAACCUUGUUCACACCAGUGGAAGAUGGAACCUUGGACACUCAGGUGAAAGAAGGAACCUUGGACACUCCAGUGGUAGAAGGAACCUUGGACACUCCAGUAGUAGAAGGAACCUCGGACACUCCAGUGGUGAAAGAAGGAACCUCGGACACUCCAGUGGUAGAAGGAAUCUUGGACACUCCAGUGGUAGAAGGAACCUUGGACACUCCAGUGGUAGAAGGAACCUUGGACACUCCAGUGGUAGAAGGAACCUUGGACACUCCAGUGGUAGAAGGAAUCUUGGACACUCAGGUGGUAGAUGGAACCUUGGACACUCAGGUGGUAGAAGGAACCUUGGACACUCCAGUGGUAGAAGGAACCUUGGACACUCCAGUGGUAGAGGAAACCUUGGACACUCCAGUGGUAGAAGGAAUCUUGGACACUCAGGUGGUAGAUGGAACCUUGGACACUCAGGUGGUAGAAGGAACCUUGGACACUCCAGUGGUAGAAGGAAUUUUGGACACUCCAGUGGUAGAAGGAAUCUUGUUCACACCAGUGGUAGAAGGAACCUUGGACACUCCAGUGGUAGAAGGAAUCUUGGACACUCCAGUGGUAGAAGGAACCUUGGACACUCAAGUGGUAGAAGGAAUCUUGGACACUCCAGUGGUAGAAGGAACCUUGGACACUCCAGUGGUAGAAGGAAUCCUGGACAAUCAGGUGGUAAAAGGAACUUCGGACACUCACUUAUAUCUUGUAACUCACGUUGCUGGAUGUAGUUUGUAG
Molecule: messenger RNA, 840 nt
Organism: Saccostrea cuccullata (small rock oyster)
Lineage: Eukaryota; Metazoa; Mollusca; Bivalvia; Ostreida; Ostreidae
Exons: 3
Coding region: 1-840 (279 amino acids)
Source: RefSeq, a predicted model, not a curated record